Molecule: messenger RNA, 990 nt
Organism: Nematolebias whitei (Rio pearlfish)
Lineage: Eukaryota; Metazoa; Chordata; Actinopteri; Cyprinodontiformes; Rivulidae
Product: trace amine-associated receptor 13c-like
Exons: 2
Coding region: 1-990 (329 amino acids)
Biological process (GO): G protein-coupled receptor signaling pathway
Cellular component (GO): membrane
Molecular function (GO): trace-amine receptor activity
Source: RefSeq, a predicted model, not a curated record
AUGGAGACACAGGAUCAAGUGAAACUUUGUUUUCCACAGCUCCUCAACAGCUCUUGCAGAAAACCGACACUUCACUGGCCUGAGGCUUUGCUGCUGAACACUCUGCUGUCCUUCAUCUCAUUGAUCACUAUAGUGCUCAACCUGCUCGUCAUCAUCUCAGUCUCCCAUUUCAGGCAGCUCCAUAAACCCACUAACAUCCUUAUUCUCUCUCUGGCUGUCUCAGACUUUUUGGUUGGCUUCUUAUUGAUACCAGUUGAAAUCUUUAAAUACACGGCAUGCUGGUUAUUUGGAGAUACUUUAUGUAUUGUUUAUUAUUAUGUUGCUUGUGUUGUUCUUUGUGCUUCAAUUGGAAUCAUUGUUCUCAUAUCAGUUGACCGGUAUGUGGCUAUUUGUGACCCUCUGCAUUAUCACACCAGAAUCACUUUGGCAAAAGUCAAAUAUUGGGUUUUUCUGUGUUGGGUAUUGUCUGUUGUCUACAGCACUUUCUAUUUGAAAGAUGAGUUGAUUCAACCAGGCAGGAAUAAUCCUUGUAUAGGAAAAUGUGGAUUCUCUAUUAGCAAUAUUACAGGAAAUUUUGAUCUGAUUUUUAACUUUAUACUUCCAGUCACAGUCAUCAUUGUUCUGUAUAUGAGAGUAUUUUUUGUUGCUGUGUUUCAGGCUCGAGCCAUGCGAUCUCAAGUUACAGCUGUCAAACUGAAGCUUUCUGUCAACCUAAAAACUAAGAAGUCUGAGAUGAAAGCAGCCAGGACUCUUGGUGUUCUUGUUGUAGUAUUUCUGAUGUGUUACUGCCCAUAUUACUGUUAUUCUGUUGUUGAAGUUAAUUUAACCAGUACAUCCUAUGCAUCUUUUUUUUUCUUUCUCUAUUAUUUUAACUCUUGUCUAAACCCUGUGAUCUAUUCCCUGUUUUACCCCUGGUUCAGAAAAGCUUUAAAACUCAUUGUCACUCUGCAGAUACUUCUGCCUGGCUCCUGUGAGGCCAACAUACUUUAG